CGCCACCAUCAUGGAAACGAUCCAGCGCCACACAAUGGCGGAGUGUGCCAUGGCUUCCUUCUUAAAUGGUCAGUACUACCAGUCCGUUUGUUGCACGGCCGCACUGGUCUACAUGGGAGAGCAACUGCGCAGCCACGAGCGCCAUCUGAUGUGCGACAUCUUUUUGGGUAUCAUCAAUAAAUUCAUUAUCGAGAAGAUAGAAUUGGAGAAGCAGUUGGAGGCUAAACGCCAGGCCCUACAGCAGAUAAGCGAACCGACUGAGGAGCAAAAACAAGUUGUGGAGGCCGCCAAGGAGGGGAUCAAUAUCCUGCUAUGGCAUUUAACGAUGUACAUCAGCGAAAUGUUGGUCAUCACAAUUGAGGCACUAAACUAUUUCACCACUGAUGACCACGAGCCAAAAGUGUUCCUUUACCGCUUGAUGGGCGAGUGCCUGGGGAUCAUGUGCCAAUUGGUGAACACCGAUGAUGAUGUGGUCAAUACGGCGGCCUCCAUUGCCUAUGCCUUUGGGAUGGUGUACGGCUUCCAUCUACCACCGACCCACCCCUCCAACCUGGAUAACAUCAUCUCCUAUUGCAUAUUUUCGGUGCGCAAUUUGCGGAACCUCGAUGCGGCCAUUGUUCUGGCCUCUUAUGCCAUAUCCACCUGCACAGAGGAGUUGAUCCUUGAGUCCACACACGUGCAGGCCACAAGACACCGCCUCCACUUACUUCAAAUGUGUCUGGAUGUGUGGACUACCAUAAGGGAAACCAUGAAUAGCGACAGCAACACCAAUGAAAAUGCUGCCUCUGAAGCCCCGAAUGCAACUGCAUAAGCCCAUGGAUCAGUAUCACCCUUCAUUCACUCGGGAAUCUAGAAAGUAGCAGGACACAGCACACUCGCUCCUCCUACACACACAAACUAUACACAUUUUGACCUAAACCUAAAACACUACCAAUGUUGCAAGAACUGAAGAACUCUUUUCCAAUGCAAGUCAUUUGAGAGUACAAAGAACACAUAAGUGAUAGAAUUAAAAAGAGGACUACAUAUCAACCAAGGGACAACAAUUAUUAGCUCACUUCUCAGUAUGAUUGCCUAAAGCAGAAAUCUACAAACAUAUAAUCAAAGGAUUAUAAUAUAAUCUUAUACGCUCCUCACACGGAAAAUACAUAAACAACAAGUAGUUCCUAAAGGAAGAAAAUUCCAACUAACUUUCAAGAAAAUUAGUAGAACUCUGAACCUCUGUUAUAUGCGGAAGAACCGCCGGAAUUCCAAUUUGAAAUGGGAAUUUAAUUGAUACUUAUGUUUUGUAUACGCCUAUCAAAUAUCAUAGCUAGUAGCAUUGAAAUAUAAGCGUUAAAUUAGUUCAUAAAAGAGAGAAUGAGACCCCCAUUCGGAAAGAAUACAACUGAGUAGAACUCAGACCCUAUUUUUUGUUUGUGCGGAAGAACCACUGAAUAAUAGUCGUUUAUUUUAAUGAUAAUCAACUUGGUUUGGAGAUGGA
This is a messenger RNA of Drosophila guanche, 1480 nucleotides long. RefSeq lists its product as uncharacterized. The record is from RefSeq and is a predicted model, not a curated record. The coding region runs from base 11 to 811 and encodes 266 amino acids. The transcript is spliced from 3 exons. Lineage: Eukaryota; Metazoa; Arthropoda; Insecta; Diptera; Drosophilidae.